Geodia barretti is the source of this 743-nucleotide messenger RNA. Lineage: Eukaryota; Metazoa; Porifera; Demospongiae; Tetractinellida; Geodiidae. The record is from the annotation of a GenBank genome assembly.
GACGACGACCGCCCAUAGCAAACUGGUCAUUUCUGACACUUGGAAUCCGACACCCGGUAAAACACUUGGCAAGGAGAGAAGCGAUGCUCUACGAACUCCGAAUUUACGACGCCGUGGCCGGUCGCUUGCCCGACAUCAGCGGUCGGUUCGCCAAUCAUACCUGCACCCUGUUCCGCAAGCACGGUGUGAAAUACCUCGGCUUCUGGACCGACGAAAUCGGCCAGAGCAAUCGGCUCACCUAUAUCAACGUCUUCGACAGCAUGGCCGACCGCGAGUCCCGCUGGGCCAAGUUCGGCGGCGACCCGGAUUGGCUGGAAGUCCGCAAGCAGACCGAGGCCAACGGCCCGUUGGUUGACGCCGUAACCAACCGGUUCCUGCGCCUGACCCCCUACUCGCCCGAGCCGAAGGUUUCCACCGCGGUCCAGGAACUCCGCAUCUACGAGGCCAUGCCCGGCCGCCUGCCCGACGUGCAUAACCGCUUCGCCAACCACACCAUCGGCCUGUUCGAGAAGCACGGCAUCGAGAACAUCGGCUAUUGGUCUGAGGACGUCGGCGUGAACAACGUCCUGGUCUACAUGCUGGGCUACCCCAGCCUCGGCGACCGCGAAAAGAGUUGGCGCUCCUUCCAGGCCGAUCCCGAGUGGAGCAAGGCCCGCGCCGCCAGCGAGGUCGACGGCCCCAUCGUCCGCGUCUCUCGCCACUCCAUCAUGCGCCCCACCGACUACGCCUUCACCAGCGACUAG